This is a messenger RNA of Actinia tenebrosa (Australian red waratah sea anemone), 2691 nucleotides long. RefSeq names its product exonuclease 3'-5' domain-containing protein 2. NCBI's taxonomy places the organism in Eukaryota, Metazoa, Cnidaria, Anthozoa, Actiniaria, Actiniidae. Gene Ontology annotation, cellular component: nucleus; cytoplasm. Gene Ontology annotation, molecular function: 3'-5' exonuclease activity; nucleic acid binding. The record is from RefSeq and is a predicted model, not a curated record. Gene Ontology annotation, biological process: nucleobase-containing compound metabolic process.
AAAAUGGCGGAUUGAUGUAGAGUUUCAACUUCAAUUGACCGAAUUUUUGACUCAUUGCAGAUGAAGUUAGCAACGAUAUAUGAUAUAAUCCCUCCAUGGUUUGCUGCAGUCUUUACUGCCGUGAUGACAGUGGUUUUAUUCAAGGUUUCUCGAAGAUUUUUCCCAAUUGUUCCUAAAAUAGAAGGCUUCUGGGAAUUCUGGCCAUGGCGUCGCAAAAAAGUGCCUAAAUUCGCUAAAGUAUACGUCCUUCAAGAUGCCAAUGAAUGUGACCGUAUUCUCCAAGCCUACAAAAAUGAAUACCCAUUGCCGCUUAAUUUUCUAGGGCUGGACUGUGAAUGGGUGAAUCAAAAAGGAAUCGAAUCCCAUCCUGYUGCUUUGUUACAGAUUGCUACACCUUUGAAUGACUGCUUCUUGAUCCGCUUGUACAAGAUGAGGGGUUCUUUCCCUGUAACGUUGAAGGAGAUCCUUGAAGACAGGAAUAUUUUGAAAUUUGGUGUUGGUAUACAAGAUGAUGCUAAGAAACUGAAUGGGACAUAUGGGUUGGAUGUUAGUGGGUGUGUGGAUUUGAGGCACGUGACCCUGCGCUGUCAAUCAUAUCAAGGAUCAAAGCCUGAUGAACAAAAUUUAAAGGGACCUUCGAAGAUGGGACUUGAUGCACUUUGUAAACGAUACCUUGGUGUCCAGAUGGACAAAUCAUGGAGAGUCAGAUGUAGCAACUGGGAAGCUGAUAGCCUAUCUGGUAGACAAAUUGAAUAUGCAGCUCAUGAUGCCAUUGUUGCUGUGCACAUAUUUUUAACUCUAGCAAAGCUUAAAAGUUAUAACAAGGAGAGAGAACUACCAUUAAUGGAUGAACAAGGAAAGAAUAGUGACAGUAAACAGAAUGUCCAAAGUAAUAAAAACCUUUGUUUUGAUUCAGAAGAAGGUUCAAAAGUUACUCUAUCAUUAAACAAGUAUGAAGUUGAACCAAAGAAAGGGUAUGUUACUGGUGUGGCUGAGAUGCUAUCGGAYUCUGUAUUUUGCCAGAGAGCUAUAUCUUUGUGUAAAGGAAUCGUGGAUUUAGGAUUUAAAAGCAAAUUCCUAAAGAAUCCAUCUAGCAUAAGGAAGGAAGGAUUCUUGAAUAAAGGUACAAAGAAUCCUUACAAAACUGGCACACCACAGAGGAAGAGCCCUUUAUAUACUAAUUGUCAGCUGGUGGCUCCAGAUGGGGAAAGGCUAUGUAUACUAGACCGUAAGAAAGCUGAAUGGUAUUUGGACAAAGAGAUAGGUGAAUUGAUUUCUGAAGAUCCUUAUACAGUCAGACUUAAAUUUGAACCCUCUGCCCGUCCUGUGAAAGAUGACGACUACUAUUUGACGUUCAAGGAUAAUAUCUGUGUUGUGUGUGGAAAAAGUGACAGCUAUGUGCGUAAGAACAUUGUCCCCCACGAGUAUCGCAGGUACUUUCCAGACUGUUUGAAGGAUCACCAUUCACAUGACGUCGUCCUGAUGUGCCCAGAAUGUCAUAGAUUGUCUUCAAUUUUUGAUGAGCAGCUACGACAACAACUGGCCAAAAAAUAUGAUGCUCCUCUGGGGAAUAAAGAACUUGCCAAGUUUAUUCAAGAUCCUGUAAGAAUGAAGGUACGUUCUGCUGCCAAAGCUUUGAUGCAUGCUGCCAACAAGCUUCCUAAAGAAAGAGAAGAAGAGCUCCAACAAGUUUUGAAGGAUUACUACAGGACAGAGGAACUCACUCCAGAAUUUAUAAAAGAUGCAUCUGUAAUGGAAGUCCAGAAAGAAAAUGUCAAUUUCAAGUCGCACGGAGAAGUCGUUAUCAAUCAAGUCACUGAACAGAAAAAGUUACUAGAGUUUGAGAAGAUGUGGAGGGUUCAUUUUCUAGAGACUCUCAACCCACAGUUUUUGCCCAAAUUGUGGUCUGUAGAACAUCGAUUUGAUAAAAUGAAGGAUGCUCUUGAAAAGCUGGAUUUGCAGUAGUUUGUACAGCUUGGACCACGUUUUUGGCUAGUGAGAUUCUUGUGGUCAUGAUUGUGGAUAUAGCUAAUAGAAAAAACUAAUAGGAAAUUAAAAUAUAGUAAGUUUUAUUCAAUUACAAGAUUUUUAGAACUGGACUUCAAAACAUUCAUAGAAAAUAUAGCAUAUAGUAAGAUGCCUGGAUGUUACUAAGACGUGAGGAAUUUUUUUGAUAUCAUCCAACCUCCUUCCAUACGAAUAUCUUUACCAGUGAUGAGGCUUGAAUCAUCAGAAGCCAAGAACACAACAAGGGAUGCAAUUUUUUCUCCAGUGUUCUCCCAUUUUACACAAUCUGUCAUUCCUUCAAAGUAUCAUUUCGUUAUUUAUGUCAGAAAUGAACUAUGUAUGAAAUUAUGUUAAAGACAAAGAAAAGGUGUAAUGAUUAUAUGACUGACUACGUAACCUCAAUAAACAAUAGUCUAACAAAUAAGUCUAUAACAAUACAUCAAUUAAUAAAGUAGGCAGGCAGUUUGAGGCAGAGAACCGAUGAAAUAAGCCUCAAAAACUGAAGAGAACAGAGGAGUCAGCUUUGAAGAACGGGAACAGAAUAACAGAAGGAUUCAAAAGUGCAAAGAAGAUGAGAAAACAAAGACAGUAUUAAAAAAGAACAUUAUUAAUUUUAUUAAGUUAGAAGAAAUAAGAAUUUGUUUCUUUUUUGUUUUUUGUUUCGUAAGUUGAAUUAUUAUUUAG